CAUUUUACUACACACAAGCUGCUGUCAACACACUACGGAGCUGGACCUUACCCCACCAGAAGAAGAUUCUUCAGUGCACGUCCAUCGUGAGAACAUGAUGAAACAAACUAAUCUUGGAAAAAAGAACGAUUUAAAGGAGGCCGCUGUGGGAUUUGCACUGGGAGCAGUGGGAGGCUGCAUACUUGGAGCUACAGAGGACCCAGUGGACAAGAUUCUUUUAGUGAUGACAUCAAGUGGUCCGUUAAAGCCAGUGAUGGAGGAAGUCAGGGUGGUGGGUGCCCUGGGACUGGGGACCCUAAUGGGAGCUACAGCACUGACAACAGCAAUGACGUCAAUUAUAGCAGGUGUGAUUCUGGCAGCAGUGGUGGCUUCAGUGUUUGUGGCCACGAAAGGUUACAAUACCUCCCGCACUCAGUUUGCAGCAUUAUGGGCAUCGGCAGGAUUUGCUGGUGCCUUCGGGACCAUGCUCAGUGGAGCCACACUUGGGAUUGCAAUCGAAUGGAUUGUAAAGAAUUAUGGCAUGGUGGGACUUCUGUGGGCCCUGAGCAUAUUCACUCUACUAAAACCUCCGCUUCGGUUUGUAUUCCAGCUUCUUUGGAGGCAGGGAGAGAUGUGUUGCAGUUUGGGAUCCGAAGGCAGGUCCAUGGAGAAACAGCACAUCGAGAUUUCUGAGUGGCAGCAGAGACAGAGGGUUGCUGUGCAGAUAGAGGAGAGGAUUCUGACACUGGAGAGCGGAGGCAGCACAAGUGAGCUGAAGGACAGGACGACAUGGGCCACUGAGCAGAGAGAGAGAGACGAGCUAGAGAGGAGAAAGCUAGAGAAUGAAGAAGCUGCGAUGGAGCAGCAAACCAUCCAAGACUGGAUCAACACUGUGGUCAUCAAACAUGUUGACUUCCUGGCAUUCUCAGGGAUACCAAUGACUAUAGUUGCUAUAAUAACAUCAGGAUUUGGCUUGUUUGGGUAUGGAGGCCACCAGUCUGUGUUUAUAGUGCUUUUGGCUUUGGUUGCACUAAUAGCAUAUUUUCUUCUAAAUCAUUCUGACAUUAAGUUUUGGAUGUUUGUGGGAUGCAUGGGGAUGUUUGCAUCCUACGUCAUUGCCAUGCUCACCUUACAUGCCGGGCAGGUGGUUGUUACGAGUGCGAUGAGGAUGCGAGCAGCAGGGCACAAUCAGUCCAGAGAAACUAUCAGCACUCAUAUGAACUACCAGUCCUCUCUGGAAGCUGUCAACACAGCCUUCUUUGGUGCAAAACUGUUCCAGCUCGGCUUGGGGGCUGCGGUGGGUGGGGCACUCGUGAGGCACUCGGCUGGAGAGGUGAAAGUCAUAGCAGGAGGAGCUUCAGUGGCAGGAGGCUUAUUAUUUGGGGUGGACGUUUUAGCCCCAGCUCUAGGGGACGGGGGCACGGCUGGAGCGCUGCUGGGGGUCGUUGGAGCAGCAGGAGUGUCUGUGGGUGCAACAGCAGCUGCGGCUGGAAGAUGUUCUUCAUGGCCAGGAGCUUUGGGAACGAUAGGAGGGUUGAUUAUAGGAGCAUUAGGGAUGGGGAAAUGGCAUGCUGUCAAUAUUGGAUUACAAGUGCCUGUGGCCUAUGUAUUUGCAAUGACUAAUCCAUAUUAACAGGAUGAUAAUGAUACCAUGAAUUCCUGAUGUAUCUAAUUUCUAUGUAACAUGGAAUUCCAGUGUUGUAUAAACUCUAUCACUUGAUCAGUGAUUAUACUGUUGCUCUUAAUUGCAUGUCCCUGCGUUACUUAUUUGACUCUAAUGAAUUAAUUAUUUUCACCUUGCUCUUCGAAUGCAGCACCAGAGGAUCAAUUUUUAUGCAAAAAUACUGAGUUAU
Messenger RNA from Cololabis saira (Pacific saury), 1832 nucleotides. RefSeq lists its product as uncharacterized. The transcript is spliced from 2 exons. Lineage: Eukaryota; Metazoa; Chordata; Actinopteri; Beloniformes; Belonidae. The coding region runs from base 95 to 1612 and encodes 505 amino acids. The record is from RefSeq and is a predicted model, not a curated record.